UAAUUCGCAGGUGUUCCAGGCUAACGUUCUGCGAACCCGCAGGAACAGCACCACAGUUAUGAAUCGUCACAGUCUGUUUGUGCCAUCAUCUCCUAUCCGUAUUCCUAGCAGCCGUCUUCAUCAGAUCAAACAAGAAGAAGGAAUGAAUUUGAUGAACAGAGAAACAGUACAUGAAAGAGAAGUGCAAGUAGCAAUGCAGAUGAGCCACUCAUGGGAGGAGAGCUUGAGCCUGAGUGACAAUGAUUUUGAAAAAUCAUCAUCACCAAAGCAAGUCGACUUUGUCCCAGUUUCUCCAGCUCCUUCACCUACCAGAGGAAUAGGGAAGCAAUGUUUCUCACCAUCUUUGCAAAGUUUGGUGAGUAGCAGUGGGUUACCUCCAAGUCCCAGCCCAAGUCCAACAAGGCGGUUUUCAAGCAGGAGAAGCCAGAGUCCCAUAAACUGCAUUCGACCAAGUGUUCUUGGGUCAAUAAAAAGAAAAGGUGUAACAGAGAUAGAAGAUCAUCCAAAAAGAUUAUUCCAAGGAUCCACCAACAUGCUUACCUCUGAAGUUUCACAUCAGGCGGACUUUGGGGGAUGUCUGUCGUCUCAUGCACUUGAUGACAACAGAAGCAGUGCAGGCUCUUCCUGUGACUCACCAGCUGAAGUUGGCACCAACACAGACUCUCCAGUCUCACUUUCUGACUCCAGAUCUCCUUUUUUACCAGUAGAUCUUACGGCUAAGUUGCCCAUUAAUUGAGAAGAAGUCAUCUGCUAAUGGACACCAAGAAACAGGCUGGAUAUCAACAAGACUUUCUGUUGUGUGUAACUGAUUCUGUUCCUCAUAGGAACUUCCAGAAAUGUCAUUAUUUCUAGAAAACUUCCAGAAUAGUUCCUUGAGGAGGAAUGCACGUUUCUAGUGAUUUGUAUGACAUUUACUAAAAUACAGUAAGCAUUUGAAUUGCAAACAUUUGAUGCUAACAUCA
This is a messenger RNA of Antrostomus carolinensis (chuck-will's-widow), 962 nucleotides long. Its product is annotated as protein FAM122A. The record is from RefSeq and is a predicted model, not a curated record. Gene Ontology annotation, biological process: mitotic G2/M transition checkpoint. The transcript is spliced from 9 exons. NCBI's taxonomy places the organism in Eukaryota, Metazoa, Chordata, Aves, Caprimulgiformes, Caprimulgidae. Gene Ontology annotation, molecular function: protein serine/threonine phosphatase inhibitor activity. Bases 59 to 736 code for a protein of 225 amino acids. Gene Ontology annotation, cellular component: nucleus; cytoplasm.